Xyrichtys novacula (pearly razorfish) is the source of this 10204-nucleotide messenger RNA. The record is from the annotation of a GenBank genome assembly. Lineage: Eukaryota; Metazoa; Chordata; Actinopteri; Labriformes; Labridae.
AUGCUUGCUGUUCAUCUUGUGUCGUUCUACUUCUCCAAACUCCAAGAGGAUCCCACGAAGAAGGUACGAGUUACUCCACAGUUACAGUAUCCACAUAUAUUCGUAACAAAACCUUUACCUUAGGGUUCUGACUUUUGAAUCAGACAUCCCGCAGCUCUUAAAGUGACGCUAUCACUUCAAAAUCAAACCAUUUAUUAACUCUGGAAAACUGAGCUUGGAUACUUUAAAAUAUUGAAAGUAAAAUAUACAGCCCUGAAGUUCUUAUGCAGAACACAACCUCCUAAAAUGAGCAGACAAGCUGCUUUUCUGAGAUCUCAAGACAGGCCUCAAGCAGGCUGUAAUAAAAAGUUCAAGAUGCCAUAAUCAUAAGUUUCUUUAUCAGUUUGUGCAUUCUUCAGCAAUGAUUAACUGCCAUUAAUGUUGCUGCUCUUCUUUUUGUGCAGAUCAGAUGAACACAGGGGCAAAAACUAUUUUAUUAGUUACAAAGGCAACACUCUCAUCUCAUAGUUCUUGAUUCAUUCACUUAUUAAUUCACUUAUUUUAACUUCUCAGUUUUUCUCACAGAUUUUUUUUGUCUCCUGAACUUGUUUCCACAGGGGUGAACCUGGUGUACAUUUCUGCUCUUGACUCAUAUAACCCACUAUAUUUCCUUUCAUUUAGGUAAUUUCUUGUAAGUCAGAGUGAUUUUCUGUUAAUGGGGUUAAGUUUGAAGUUUCUGUAGCUCAAAUGUUAUGCACAUAACUUCUAAAUAAAAAACAUAUAACCUAGUAUCUAAAAAAUGAUAAUCAGCAUGUGGGGAUUGUCCCCUGAAAAACAAGAAAGACCCAAAAAUUAUGAGAUCACAAUAAAGGAACCUUGUCUAAAAGUGUUUGUCAAGUGGGACUGAUCUACAUGCAAAGAAAGGAAGCAAAACAAAAGAGAGUAGGAGUCCGUGAGAUGAACUCUUCCCCUGCUCAGUAACAAGGGUUUCCUCUUUGAGUCUGUUCAGAUCUGUGCAGUCUUGGGUCUGUCUAGUUAGUGAGAAAAUGAGAUACAUCAGUUCAUCUUUACUCCUGUGUUUCUUCUCCAGGUGGACCGGUUUUUGCAUGCAAUGCGUCUCGGUGAUGACCAGCUGAGAGACAUUUCAGCUCGUUUCCUGGCUGAGAUGAAGAAGGGUCUUUCGUCAGAGAGUAACGCUGCAGCAGCAGUGAAGAUGCUGCCCACACAUGUCCGCUCCACUCCUGAUGGAUCAGGUCACUGUCAUUGAUGCUUUCUAGACUCUAAAGCUGUUACAAAGACAUGCAGAUCAUUAACAGACAAUGAGUGUUACAGUUAAUAACUUUCAUCUGUCUUCUCUACCUCUGCAGAGAAAGGACAGUUCCUGGCGUUAGACCUUGGAGGGUCUAAGUUUAAGGUGCUGCAAGUGAAAGUGAGAGAGGGGAUGGGGAUCAGGAAGGGAGGAGUGGGAAUGGAGGAGAAAACCUAUCCCAUACCCAAAGAGCUCCUGAAUGGAAAAGGAUCAGAGGUAAGUUGGUGCAAUAAGUGAGAGAAAAUACCAGAAACGUAUUUGGUUAAAGCAGAAGAACAAGGUAAGAUGGUGAUCUCAAGGAGAAAGAGGAGGCAAUUUGUACAAAGAUGGGAUCCGGAUUAGGAGAUUUCAAGACAUAAAAAAUGAACAGUUUCCAACCCUGACUGUUUUCUUUUUCUUUGAUUCUGUGUCUGCAGCUCUUUGACCAUGUGGCUGAGUCUCUGAAGGACUUUCUCCAAGAGAGGAACAUCGAUAUGGAGAAGAAACACCCUCUGGCCUUCACCUUCUCUUUCCCAUGUGGACACACCAAGUUGGAUCAGGUAAUUAGAGCACAUCAAUUAAUCUGGUCUUCGUGGCUUAAAACUGGAACUGAUGGAUGUUUCUCUUGCAGGGGUUUUUGUUAAACUGGAGUAAAAGGUUCCGGGUUCGAGGUCUACAGGAUAAAGAUGUAGUCCAGGCCCUGAGAGACGCUGUUGACAGAGCUGGGGUAGGACUUCAUGGUGACACAUCAACCAUGUUUCAUUUAUCAGACAAACCCAACAUGAUUUCAUACUCUACACAGCGUAGUCCAAACCUCUGUCUGCUUACUGUCAUUUUUAUGAAAGUAUCUUAUAAACCAUUUAUCUAUCAUACAAAACCUUCAUGAUGAGUGUCAGUCUCAUAGCUGGAUGGAACUGUAAUUUUUCCACAGGGUAUGGAUGUGGAGGUGUUAGCCAUGGUCAAUGACACGGUAGCUACCAUGAUGACCUGUGGUUUUGAUGACAAGCACUGUGAUGUAGGAGUUAUCAUAGGUGAGUACUCUCAGGCUCAGAGUAGAUAUCAGUUAUGCAGUUUUGUGAAACAGUGGACUCCUGUAGCUGGGUUGGUACAUCUUGUGGUGCAAGUCUAUGAUAGCUAACAUAAUGUAGAGCUCAAAUACUUCAACCUACAGAGCCAUACACUGUUUGAAUUUUACAAAUGCAUGGAAAAUGUAAUGUAAAAAUGAUUUUUACAGAACAAUGUCAAACCUCAGUCAGUUUGAGUGGACUUUGACAUAGUGUGUAAGUAGUGUUUUUUUUUUAUUUUUACAAAAGAUCCGAUCCUGCUGUUUUUGAACCAGUGCAAUGGUCCAAACCUCAAACCUAGAGUCUGAGCCCAAUCUAUAGUCCUCAGUAAUUGUCAGAGUUGGGUCACAAUCACUUCAGCAGAACUGAGUCAAGACAUCAUUACCUUGGUGCAAGUUUGACUUGAUUGUUCAUCAUUUAUAUCAUUUAUCAUAAGAAGGAUUUGUGUUUGACCCUAAGUUAUCUACACUUGUGCCCCAUUUAUGGAGGUUUUGCCUCAAGAAAAAAAAGGAAUCACAUUUAAUUUAUUUACAUUAGAUUCUAAAUGAUCUCAUCUUGACAUUUGAAAGGUCAGUGAAGUCCCAGCGCUGUGCAGUUCAUCCUAAUACACUGUAUUGAUAGUGGGACAAACCUGAUCUGUUUGGAUCACCACCAGUAUAUCUAAUAAUCAUAUUUGCACUUCACCCUCUAAUGAUCAGAACUGAGCAAACAAAUUAGACCUGAGUCGCUUAAAAUGCUAACAUGACCAGUAGCUUGUGAACAGUAAGGUUAUCAACAACUGCAGCACCUCAUGUACCUAACAGGACUCAUCCAGGAUGUCUGUGAAAGUCUGAGUCCAUCUUCUCACAUUUCAUCACACCUUUCCCUCUGAAAUGGACAGCAUGUGGUCAUCCAUACAGGUCAACACACAUUAGCCUUGGCUCCGGACUGCAUAAAUUAUUAGGUCUUAACCAUUAAAACAACCGAACAGCCAUAAUUUCAAAAAAAGUCUGAGUCCUCUUCACAUUCCGUGUCUGAAUACAGUCAAUACUCUAAGCUAAAUCUAACUCCUCGUCAUCAGUUCACGGGAGCUUUGAAGUGACCUUAAAAGGACAAAAUUUAACUUCUGCCCAAUUAUGCAAUCCAGAAAUGAUUUAAAAAGAAUAUAUUAAACAUAAGUUUAAUAAGAGUUUGCCAAAACUUCAGGAGAAUUAAAUCUACUGUUGGUGUAAAAAGAAAAAAAUAAUACAUGGCUCUUUACUAAUAGUACUGGGAGUGCAAGUUCUUAUUGUGGAACUGCUUCCUCUAGUAGUCCAGUGUCCAAACACGUGUGAGUGUGAGUGCGAGUGUGAGUGCUGUGUUUUUUAAACGUUUUGAUUGAACUUUCGUCAGAGGUGGGGAAUCAUUUAUUUCUUUUUAGAAUAAAGUGAUUUCAGAGUACAGUGCUUUUUCUCAAAACUGAUAAAAUGAGUAGUAUGAGUAUAAAUGCAUGGCUAUUCGUUAAUAUUUAUGUGUGUUUAGGUACUGGCACCAAUGCAUGCUACAUGGAGGCUCUGCGUAAUGUCGACCUGGUGGAGGGAGACGAGGGCAGGAUGUGUGUGAACACUGAGUGGGGGGGCUUUGGAGACGAUGGGACUCUAAAAGAUUUUAUCACAGAGUUUGACCAAAAUGUGGACGCAGCGUCCAACAACCAAGGAAAACAAAUGUGAGGAAAACAGAGUUAGUAAUAUCAUUUCAUGGCACCUAUGAGACAACAUGUCACAGUCAUAUGUUUCUGUGUUUGCAGCUUUGAGAAGAUGAUCAGUGGGAUGUACCUGGGUGAGAUAGUGAGGUUGGUGAUAUUGAAGAUGGCCAAUCUUGGACUGCUGUUUGACGGCCAUGUAUCUGAUGCCCUGAGGACUAAAGGAAAAAUCACCACUGCAGAUGUGGCAGCAAUGGAGGAGUGAGUUAUCUCUCUGUCUGUGUGACACCUCCUCUGUACUAAUAACAAUAACAUUAUCCAUGUCUGUUUAUUUCAGGUACAAAACUGGUCUUAAAAACACCAAAAACAUCCUGGUGGGCCUGGAUUUGACUCCCUCACAAGAUGACUGUAUCGCUGUUCAACACGUCAGCACCAUUGUGUCCUUUAGAUCUUCAAACCUGGUUGCUGCAGGACUGGUGGCUAUCUUGACUCGAAUCAAGGAAAACCGGAAAUCGAGGACAUUGACGAUCACUGUAGGUGUGGAUGGGACUGUGUACAAGACCCACCCACAGUAAGUUUUCACAGACACCAAACAUUAAAAAUGAUGAGUGCACACCAAGUUUGAACUUUUUUAAAUAAUAAAAGAAACAUCAUAUCUGUGAGACUUCGGGGGUUUGUAAGUAACUCUAAGUCCUUCAUUUUGUAUCUGAAAAAUGAAUUCAUCCACAUUAUAAAAACAACUCAUAACUCAAUAUUUGGAGAUAUGUUGAAUAAUCAUACUAGGUAACUGGUCAGAAUUUCAUUUAAGUUUAAGUCUGCUUGAAGUUUUGUGAUGUCUCCAUGUUUGUAGAAUAAGUUAAGACAAACUUUUACUGUCAAAUAGCUCCAGUCAUGAAGAUGUUGUACAAAAAGACAUGAAUCACAAUCCUCCUUUUAUUUCAGAUACGCUAAACGGCUCCAUAAAGUGGUGCGCAGGUUACUUCCUGAGUGCCAGGUCAGGUUUCUCCUCUCAGACAGCGGCAGCAGCAAAGGGGCUGCUCUGGUCACAGCAGUCGCCCAGAGACUGGCAACACGGAGAAAACAGGUAAGGGUGGGUCGUUGUGGCUCUGCACCCUCUUUUUCUCUCUUUAUUAUUCUAUCACAUCUAAUUUCAAACAUCAUCCCUGUUUCCUGUAACCCCAGGUGGAUGAGACACUGUGUCCCUUCAGGCUGAGCCAGGAGCAGCUGCUGUUGGUGAAAUCCAGGAUGAGGGCAGGGCUGGAGGCAGGCCUGGAGAGUGAAGGCCCGUCUGCCAUUAAGAUGCUGCCUUCUUUUGUGUACCACACACCCGAUGGAACAGGUUAGGAACUGAAGAGGAUCACACAAGUUAAGAAUCCUAAAGCAUAAAAAAGAGAAAAGAAAUAAAAAAGGAGAUUAUAUCCCAUCGGUCUCUUUAGAAGAUUCACCAAGACACCUCCUCAGUGUCACACUUUGAUCAGACUGCUGAGUUUGUGUGAACCUGAGCGAUAACAGUGAGGCAUUUUUGUACUUAACCAACACAAGAGUUGGUUUGUUUUGGUUCUUACUUUCCAGAAUAAGAGGUCUAAGCUGAUUAAUUAUAAAGAACAUCUCUGUAGGAGUUGUUUUUGUGUUUUUCAGAACGUGGGAAGUACCUUGCUUUAGACCUGGGAGGAACUAACUUCAGAGCGAUGCUGGUGAAGUUUAGAAAAGGUCUGCAACAGAGCACAAGACUUUACCACAAGAUCUACACAGUCCCACCAGAGAUAAUGCAAGGAACUGGAGAAGAGGUGGGACAUUUAUGAGGCGAUAUCUCACGAGUGGUCAGCAGACUUAAAUUAGUGAGUGCCCGGACAUCUAUGGCAUUUCUUUUCUAUAAGCUCUUUCUGUUCUCUCUGUCUCUGUAGCUGUUUGAUCAUCUUGCAGAGUGUAUCAGUGACUUCCUCGACUACAUGGGGAUAAAGAAAGCUCGUCUUCCUGCAGGUUUCACCUUCUCUUUCCCCUGUGAGCAGACAGCUCUUGACACGGUAAGCGCUGAGAGUGUGGAUUUGAGCUCCUGUUGAUUUAGUAUUUGCCAUCACCGUUAAUAUAAAACUGAAGUUUUCAACCCUUCCAUCAAACUUUGCACGUUCUAGGGCAGCCUGGUGAGCUGGACCAAAGGCUACAAGGCCACAGACUGUGAAGGACAUAAUGUUGUUGAGAUGCUGAGGGAGGCUAUCAAGAGACGCAACGUGAGUUCAAGAAAAAAUACUCUUUACAUGAAAAACUGGGUUUGUUAAGUGGAUUAUUCCCUAAUUGUUUCUUUUUUUCAAGAUAAAUUAGCUAAAAAUUGGGCAAAUUAUAAUGAGAAACCAGCAAGUAUCCCAUGGAUAGAAGCCACGAGUCUAUGACUGUUUCCAUAUCAUUAGCUGUUGAGCUUGUGAAUUAAGCAAUUGAUCUUUAAUUAUUAGCACAAAUUCACAACAGAUUUUAUCAUGUGAAGCCUUAAAAAAGACCUGUUCUGGACCAUAUCCUUCACUACAUUUACAGAGACCCAACAUCUAGACAGGAUAAGAUUAAGUCUCAUCCCUAUUACUCUUUUCAUUCUAAUAUCAAUGAUGUUCUACAUUUCUUUUCCUCUCUUUAUAAUAUUUGUGAGCAACCAUUGGUUGUUUCCAAAAGAACUGUAUCACCUCUCAAAGUGAUGGUUUCUUUUUGGGGCAAUGGAGGUCACACUUUUCUUUCCCAUGCGCUGUAUUUUUGCAGCUCAGCUUGCAGCUUUUGAAGUACCCUAACCAUCGAAUUGUGGAUUUGUUGAUGCACUUAGACACAGGCUAAUGCCUUCAUUCAGACUGAUGUUUGUUGAUGAAAGCAGUUCACCUUUUUUUGCCUUUAUUGACUACAACAGCUGAAGAGAGGCAGGAAACUUAGGGAGUAGAGAGUAAGGUGAGGCUUGCAGCAAAUACUCAUGACUUGGAGUUGAACCAGCCGUUACAAGAUUGGGUUUAGGCCCCAAAUGGGACCGGAAUUUACUAUCUGUUAAACUAUGAAAACCAAAGAAAAAGUAAAAAAAAAAAUGAAAAAAGGUUUGUGCAUAUAUAUGACUGUCUUACUGUACGCACGUGUGUUUGCAUCUGUAGGACUUUGACUUGGACAUAGAAGCGUUUGUCAAUGACACAGUGGGGACCAUGAUGAGCUGUGCGUAUGAAGACCCUCAGUGUGGAGUUGGACUGAUUGCUGGUAUGUGACUUUGAGACUGAUAACACUUCAGUGAAGGCUGUCAUCAUUUAUUCUGUAAUUCUGAUUCUUCUCAGAGUAAAACAAACUGGACUAUGUUUGAAAAUAUUUCACGUGCGUAUGUGUAUGUCCUACAACAAACCUGUUUCUUAGGACACAAACUGCAGUGCACAUUUUUUAUUUUUGCCUUAUUUGCACUUUUGAUCUUUGAUAAAACAUAAAUCAAGCUUGUGGUUAUGUUUUAUAGGAACGGGCUCUAAUGUGUGUUACAUGGAGGAGGUGCAGAACAUUAAAAAGUUACAACACAAGACAGGAAAAGAGCAAAGAGAAGAGGAGACGCCUAAAGGAGAAGAGAACAAGGUCGAAAAAUUCUUGUCAAAUCAGCAUUUUCGCUGUAUUGAGGAGCUGCAGUGAAUCGAAGCUAGAUGAUAAUAGCUCACACACCGACCCUCUUAUUUGCUUCUGCUCCCAGCAGGCUGAUGGCUCUGAUGGAGAGAAGAAGGAGAGGGAUGCUAAGACUCAGAGGAUGUGUAUAAACACAGAGUGGGGGGGUCUCGGUGAUGACGGCUCUCUUGAUGACAUUAUUACACCUUUUGACGUGGAGGUGAACCGAAACUCUGUCAACCCUGGAAAACAAAGGUCAGAAACCCACCCUGUGUGUCCAUGUGUGUUUUUAAGAUAUGUGUACCAUCACUCAUUUUGGUCUCUUGCAUUUAAAUGUAGAUAUGAGCUCCUACUUCUAUUCUCACGCUUUAUGCUCCAGUGUCUCUCUGUAUCUUCGUCUCUAUAGAGCUGUCAUUGAUGGUACUUGACUCUGUGAAUGUGCAGGUUUGAAAAACUGACCAGUGGGAUGUAUCUAGGAGAAGUUGUCCGUCAGGUAUUGUUAGAUUUAACCAGAGGAGGUUUGCUGUUCAGAGGACAUGUAACUGAGGCUUUAAAAACACCUGGAAUCUUUGAAACCAAAUACCUGUCCCAGAUAGAGAGGUAGGAGAGACCCUUUUAAAUCUUUGUCUUAUUACCACAUCCUGUUGUUUGUGAGUGUGUAGCUGUGUAUAUAAUCUGUUUUGUCUCCCUCUAGUGACCGCCUGGCUCUACUGCAGGUCAGAUGUAUUCUCCAACAGCUUGGGCUUGACAGCAACUGUGACGACAGCAUCAUAGUGAAAGAGGUACAGGAUAAAAAAUGAUGACUCAGCUCAGCUGAAGCUUGUUUAAAAAGCACUUUUUGAAUUAGCAUGCAGUUUAGCGUGCUUUACAUAAGGACAAUAAAAACACAUGUUAAAAAUAGAUAAAUAAGACAAUAUGCCAAAAACACUAGUGACAAAGCUACUAUGAAAACAGGGACUCAAACUCAGGAUAAGGCAAAUAAUAUUAUACAAAAUACAAUAUAAUAACCAGUGUGCACAAAAAAGCUUAACAUAAAAGUAGGUUUUUAAUCAACUUUUAAAAAUACACUGAGGGUUAACUGUUUUGAAGUUAGUUGGCCUCCAGUUACUCAGUUUAAAGGUAAUAUUGGGCCUUCAGAUAAGCAGCUAUUUUCCAGUUUUGAUUUUGAUUGGUGUUAUGCACCUUUUUCAGCCAGACUCAGUUCUGUUCUUGUCCAUUUUUGUUUCCUUUUACAUUCAACCUGUUUCUGGUAAAAGAAAAAAAAUUGUUUUCAAAGCUACCACUAAAGCAGCAUUUAACAGUUCAGUCAUAUGUGUCCUAGAUGGCUCUCACAGCAGAUAGCUUCACUGUAGCACAAAAAAACACAACUAAACUAUGAAAUUAGUCAUCAAUUUGUACAAUAAAGCUCGAGUGAAGUUUUUAUGUUUAGUAAAUAGAUUGUAAUUCAUAUUGUCACCUUUUUAUGAUAUCUAAAAUUAAACAAGGCCAGCCACAAGAUUGAUGAAUACAAUGUUGUAAUUUUAGGGGCCUGAAACUAGUGUAAGGGGGUAGGUGUCAGCCCUGUUUUUACAAUUUCUAUGUGAAAUAUUGACAAUAAGUGAUAUAUCUCGCAGUCAAAAAGAUAAGAUUUUCUUAGUCAGUGGACAUUUCUUAUGCAUGUAGGAAACAAAAUGAGCAAAGACUGCUUUGAUCACUGGGGGAGCCGAAAUGAACACAAACUGAAAGUUCCUCAUGGGAACUUUAAAGUGUCCUUCAUUAAGUUCUGCCAGUAAGACAGCAUGCAGAUAAAACAACACUGAUGCUAACCACGUACUCCCUUUACUUAUUUUUUUUACAUGUUUGCCAUUAUGUGACCAAAAUAUAAAAUUUAUAGCAAAAAUGUGAGUAUAGGUAUCAGGAUUUAAAUGUGAAUAAAAUAGCAUUGUUGCAAACCUAUGACCCCUUUCUUGUCUUGAAUUUAUCACAAAUGUUUGAAAAGGUAAGGAGAUGAACUUUUGACUCACUGCAAUGCAGAGAAAAUCAUGCUCUCUGUUGCAACCUGACUUUUGUAUUUAGUAACAUUUAUUGUCCCUAGUUGAGGAGUUGAUUUGGUAUCAUUCGACUCAGUAAACUGUGGCACCAUCAGUGUGUCUAGUGUGGCAAUAUUGAUAAAGUUUUGAUUGUUUGACAGGUAUGUGGAGUUGUGUCACGUCGUGCAGCUCAGCUGUGUGGAGCAGGAAUGGCGGCCGUGGUUGAUAAAAUCAGAGAGAACCGAGGACUGGACCAUUUGGACAUCACUGUAGGGGUGGACGGGGCGCUGUACAAACUGCACCCACAGUGAGUCAUAGCUGUUAUAUGAAAUUACCUUGAGAGGGUCCAGUUCAGUUAUGUUUAUCAGCUGGAUCCAAUAUCGACUUUUACUCUUUUCUGUAGUUUCUCAAGUUAAUAAUUUCAAAAAUCUAACCCCUUUUUCUUUUCUUUUUUUUUUCUGUUAUUUCUAGUUUUUCUCAAAUUCUUGAAGAAACUACCAGACUUUUGGCUCCUCAAUGUGACGUGACCUUCAUGCCAUCAGAGGAGGGCAGUGGAAAAGGUGCUGCUCUCAUCACAGCUGUGGCCCUUCAAAAGCAGGGCAUGUAA